Sinocyclocheilus anshuiensis is the source of this 1353-nucleotide messenger RNA. Its product is annotated as PR domain zinc finger protein 14-like. The record is from RefSeq and is a predicted model, not a curated record. Gene Ontology annotation, biological process: regulation of DNA-templated transcription. The transcript has 5 exons. Gene Ontology annotation, molecular function: RNA polymerase II cis-regulatory region sequence-specific DNA binding; DNA-binding transcription factor activity, RNA polymerase II-specific; protein binding. Lineage: Eukaryota; Metazoa; Chordata; Actinopteri; Cypriniformes; Cyprinidae. The coding region runs from base 1 to 1065 and encodes 354 amino acids.
AUGUCGGUGUCUCUCUCCAGUCACCCCGCAGUGAGGGACAGGAGUCUGGCUGUCUACCCGUCUAUGCCCGGCGCGCACAGCAUCUUCCAUCCGCUCAAGUCUCUGGGCCGCAUGGUGACCGACGCACAGACAAUCAUGCCGUUUAACUUCGCCGGGACUCCGUCUUUUUUUAGCCACAACAGCCAUCAAACCGCGGCGUUCCAUGAGCAGAUUCUCAACGUGUCCAGCAUGCCAUAUUUCCAGCACACGCAGCCGUCACAAAGCAUGUACAACGGACAUGAGCAGAGCACCGGCUGUCCGUCCGAGUUCAGCAGCCCGUCCAGUGGAAAGUCUUCUUCGGCUUCAUCCUCUCCGGUUAAGGACAGUUUCAGCUGCCUGAAGGCCGCAGAUACAUCGCCAGAACACACGCGCACCUACAGUUUUACAGAGGAAGACCUCUUCACUGUCCUGUACGGAUAUUCCAAAAAACAAGGGCAAAAUGUUGGACAUGCCAUAUCUGGAUUAUCAUUUCCUCUCAAAACAGCUGAUCGUCAUAUUCUACCUGUUGAUACCGACGGAUUUGAACUCCCAGAUGGUUUAUCGAUUCUCCAAACUAAUUGUGGAAGCCUUUCCCAUUAUGGAGUAUUUGCUGAUAAAAGCACAAUUUCAAAAGGCACCAGGUUUGGACCGUUUCAGGGCAAACUAGUGAACACAAGUGAGAUCAAAGCCUAUGAUGACAACACUCUCAUGUGGGAGCACUCCGGCGAGCGGCCGUUCAAGUGCAAACACUGCGGGAAAGCGUUCGCCUCUCACGCGGCCCACGACAGCCACGUCCGACGGACGCACUCCAAAGACAAGCCCUUCUCCUGCGAUGUGUGUGGAACCACUUUCCAAGGAGCACAAGAGUUGAAAUUUCACAUGAAGACGCAUAAAAAACGACCACUUUUGGACAACACUGUUGUUCUUCCUGGAAACGAAAACACGCUCUUCCCCAUAGAUUCUUUGCAUCCACAGAAACAGCUGGGAGACAAUUUCUCUUUUCCCGGGAUGAGCAGCAUCACCUCCGAGUACAGACCCUGGAACUAAUGCUUCAUGAGUCUAUGACUCUUUCUGUUAUUCUGCCUUUUCUCAGCAAAGAUGUCUUACGUCAAUGUUAUUUGCUAUUGUGUAUUUGAUUUAACGUAGCCUAGUUAGCCUGCCUGUCCCCUAAGAAAAUAUGUUCGCUUUAAUUUUAUUAUUUUAAAAGUUUUUUUUUUGUUAGUUUUUUUGCUAUUUAUUAAAAUGUAUUUGGCUAGAGAAAUACGUGUUUUUGUACUUUUUAAAGUUAGCUGAAAGCAAAUAUAUCGGCGUGUAAUAGUGAGCUGCACAAACAAA